Cucumis melo (muskmelon) is the source of this 2866-nucleotide messenger RNA. RefSeq names its product E3 ubiquitin-protein ligase WAV3. Lineage: Eukaryota; Viridiplantae; Streptophyta; Magnoliopsida; Cucurbitales; Cucurbitaceae. The transcript is spliced from 2 exons. The record is from RefSeq and is a predicted model, not a curated record. Bases 315 to 2567 code for a protein of 750 amino acids.
AUACCCAUUCCAUUCCGAACACCAACCAAGGACAAUCAACAAUCCAAACUUUACAUUGUCUUCUUCUUCAUUAUCAUCAUCAUCAUCAUCUUCUUCUUCUUCUUCUUCUUCUUCUUCUUCUUCUUCUUCUUCUUCUUUCACUUUUUUUUUUUCCCCUUUUCUUUCUGAUGAUCCCCAUGCCAUAUUCUGUUUUUCUUUUGUCCCCUUUCUCCCACAAUUCAGAUCUAUCUUCUUCGUUAAUUUAAACUACCUCUUUUUCGCUUUUUUGCUUACUCUAUUACGUUUUCUCCUUUCUCUUCCUCUUCUUCCCUCAAAUGGGUACUGGUUGGAGGAAAGCGUUUUGUACUACCAUUUCUCGAGAUUCAGAAUCUAAUCAUGUUUCUGAGAAACAGAGGAGCUCUGCUACUCCUAAUCCCAGUCCUAGAAGCUGUGUUCGAUUGGGUUUCUUCAGUAACCCUUCUACUCCUCGGAUGCAAUCUCAUCAACCAUUGAGUAGUCCAGGUCUUCGUUGCCGUACUGCUCAAGAUGCCACUGUUAAUCAAAGUCCCACUCUUCAUUGCAAAACCUCAUCUUCCUCUUCAUCAACCCCUAAAUCUGCUAAAUCCCAACGAGGGAUUUUGGGUUCGAAUCCUUCUUCUCCUCGUUCCCCUCUUAAACUCUCUCUUUUCAAGAACAGCUUUAAGUUCAGAAGUAGCUGUGGAAUUUGUUUGAAUAGCGUGAAAACAGGGCAUGGGACGGCGAUUUACACGGCGGAAUGUGGGCAUGCGUUUCAUUUUCCUUGUAUUGCCGCUCAUGUCAGAAACCAUGCCUCUCUUGUUUGCCCUGUCUGCAACACCACAUGGAAGGACGUUCCUCUGCUCGCCGCCCAUAAGAAUUUGGGCCCAUUGACCCAACACGAUCCCAAACCCAAGAUUGAAGAUAAAACCAUGAUUGAAUCUUCCCCCAGAGCCGUUAAAACCAAACUAAACCCAAAAGAAAAGGAAUUGAGAUCCUAUGAUGACGAUGAGCCUCUUUUGUCUCCAACCUCUGGUGGCCGGAUUAUCCCAAUCCCUGAAGCCGACGAGAACCAAGACGAUGGGGAGGAAUUUCAAGGCUUUUUCGUUGACCCAAAGCCGCCUUCCAGUUCGGUUAAAUCUUCAAUUCAGAGGACCAAUGUACAGGUUCGACUCCUCCCUGAAACGGCGUUGAUUUCAUCUGGACACACCCACGAGACCUACGCAGUGGCUCUGAAAGUAAAAGCACCGCCGCCACAUCCGGCUAGAAACAGAGCAAAUGCCAAUUUAUUAGACCCAUCCCGCCGUGCGCCGAUUGAUUUAGUGACAGUGCUGGAUGUAAGCGGAAGCAUGACGGGGCCGAAAUUAAUGAUGCUGAAGCGUGCCAUGCGAUUGGUUAUUUCGUCGUUAGGCUCAUCGGACCGCCUCGCCAUCGUUGCUUUCUCUGCCACUCCUAAAAGGGUGUUGCCGUUGAGGAGAAUGACGGCUCAAGGCCAACGCGCUGCCCGGCACGUGAUUGACACUCUGGUCUGCAGCCAAGGAACGAGCGUGGGAGAGGCUUUGAGAAAAGCCACAAAAGUACUCGAGGACCGGCGAGAGAGAAACCCAGUAGCUAGCAUCAUGCUUUUGUCAGACGGCCAAGAUGAACGGAUCCAGUCAAAUCAACGGCAGGUGACACGACACGAGUCAUCUACACGGUUCGCCCACAUAGAAAUCCCGGUUCAUGCAUUUGGGUUCGGGAAGAGCGGUGGAUACUGUCAAGAACCGGCGGAGGACGCAUUUGCAAAAUGUGUAAGUGGAUUAUUAAGCGUGGUGGUUCAAGAUCUCCGUAUUCAACUCGGGUUCUCAACCGGUUCAUCUCCGGUUGUGAUCUCCGCUAUUUAUUCAUGUACCGGGAGGCCCACGGUUUGCAGUUUGGGUUCGGUCCGGCUUGGAGAUUUAUACGCCGAGGAAGAAAGGGAAUUACUCGUAGAGUUGAAGAUUCCAACCUCGGCUUCUGGGACCCACCACGUGAUGACGAUGCAAUGUCUUUACAAAGACCCAUCCACACAAGAAGUAGUGUACAGCCGAGAACAAGACAUCCUCAUUGCACGACCCACAGCCGUUGGAUCAUCCACUCCUAAGAUCGAACGGCUUAGAGACAUGUUCAUAACUACUCGCGCUGUGGCGGAAUCCAGGAGAUUGAUCGAGUACGAAGACCAUACGAGCGCUCAUCAUUUACUCGCCUCGGCGCGUGCAUUACUAAUCCAAUCCGGAUCACCGAGUUCUGACGUGUACGUGCGGGAGCUGGAAGUUGAGCUGGCGGAACUCCAUUGGCGAAGGCAACAACAAUUCGAAUUACAUCAGCAGCAGCAGCAGCAGCAGCUGCAGCAACAACAAGUUUUAGUGACAACAACGCCACGAAGGCGAGGGGGUGAUAAGGAAAAUCCGACCAUGGUGGAUGAAAACGGAGAGCCGUUAACACCGACGUCGGCGUGGAGGGCGGCGGAGAAGCUUGCCAGAGUGGCGAUUAUGAAAAAAUCGUUGACUAGUAGAGUGGGGGAUUUACACGGCUUUGAAAAUGCGAGAUUCUAGAAAUGGCAGAGGAUUGAUUGACUGACUGUGUAAAAUUUGGUUAAUUUUGGAAAAGGGUAAUGAGAAUUUGAAAAGGAAAGGUAAAAAGUAACGUACAGAAAUGGAUUUAUGAGGGGCAAAUUGGGGUUUUCCUCUUCCUCUCCAUCUUUUUCUUCUUCUUCUUCUUCUUCUUCUUUGUUCUUGUUCUUGAAAGCUCCAUUGAUUGGACUUUCUUCUGGUUUUCAUCAAUUCCACACAUACAACUCAGCUUUCUGUAGCUUUCUUUCAUGUUAGAAUAGAAGAGAAAUUGGAUUUCCAAA